AUGAUAAGUUGUCAGAUAAAUCAAUAUAAUAAACAUAGUGAAAUAAAUUCAUCAUUCGAAUGUAUUAUACCAACAAGUGACGAGCUUAAUUAUGAAACAAGUCAAGUGACAUGUCCGCAUAAGGAACAACAGCAUUCAUCAGAAAAAUGUCAAAAAAUAUUUAAAAAUAUUAUGGCACUUAAUGUACAUCUUCAAAUGUAUCACAAAGAAACAGGAAUUGUUACAGCUUCACAUAGAUAUACAUCACGUAUUGGACGAUAUCAUUGUCCCGUUGAAGAUUGUACAUUUUAUUGUCGUUGUAAAAAAACUCACGUUCAAUCAUUAUCAUUUUCGAAUUUUAAUGCUGUACGACUUCACUAUUUACGACAACAUGGUUUGAAAAAAGAACAGUGUUCAAAAUGUUUGAAAUCAUUUGGUCUUCAUCAAGAUUUGAUUGCUCAUGAAAAAAUUUGUGGCGUACAUUGUCCAUUUGCUUGUUCGAACUGUGAUCAACAAUUCCAAAAUCGAACAAGUUUAAGACGACAUCAAUUAAAAUAUCAUACGAAUGUUAAUAAUGAAUCUCAAAAUGAUUAUUCUGUGAUAAAUGCUCUUCCUACUUUAACAAAAUUAAAUGAACGACGAAAACGACCAAAUCGUCGUCGUCCACUUCCACCUGAUCAAAUUGAACUCUCUCGUCAAAACAUUCCUUCACAUCAGCCUGUUACAAUAAAUCCACUUGCAUUAGAAUUAUUAAAAAAUUUCAAUAUUGAAACAAUUCCUGUUUCAUCAUCAAUAUCCUCAACCAUUGAUUCAGCUAAUAUAUGUGAAUCAGAUAGUGAUAAAGCAACUCAAACAUAUACUCGUGUUUCUGUUGGUACAGAAUGUUGUUCAUUAACAAAUAGUGAUUUAAAUUUAACACGUUUAAUUCCAAUAAAAACAACUGAACAAAAAUCUAGUCAAACACAAAGUCGUAUAAGAAUGUAUAAAAAACGAACACGAAAUUCAACAAAACGAACUACUACUACGAUAUCAACAACAACCGAUGAUGGACCAUCGACAGUAGCUUUUUAUCAUGCGCCAACAGAUGUUUUUAAUGCAUCAACAAUGACACAAUGGGAUAAUGUUCCUGUUAAUGAUAUGGAAACUCAAAAAUCUUCUCCAACACGUUCAGAUAUGUGUAUACAAACAGUUGGUAAUAUUUCCAAUAUACUCAAUUAUUCAUCUGAAACAAAUAAUAGUGUUGUUGUUCAAACAUUACCUAUAUCAAUGACAUCAACACAAAUGCAAACAAUAACUGAACAUCCAUUAGAACAACCAACAAAUCAAUAUGAUAAUUAUUUAUUACCAUAUCAAGAAUCCGUUGGUACAUCAUGUUUUCUUGAUGAAUUUUUACUUGAUGAUUUAUCGAAAAAUGAUUCUUCAUCAUCUGUUUUAUUUGAUUUUGAUGCCAUGGAUUUACUUGAUUUAAUUGAUAAUGGUACACAAACAUAUCCAUUAAUAACAUCACAUGAAACACAAACAAUGACAAAUUGGGAUUCAAUGUUAUUAAAUGAAGAUGAAUGGAUUCGAACAAUGACAAAUAAUUGA
Molecule: messenger RNA, 1566 nt
Organism: Adineta steineri
Lineage: Eukaryota; Metazoa; Rotifera; Eurotatoria; Adinetida; Adinetidae
Source: the annotation of a GenBank genome assembly